Molecule: messenger RNA, 645 nt
Organism: Arachis ipaensis
Lineage: Eukaryota; Viridiplantae; Streptophyta; Magnoliopsida; Fabales; Fabaceae
Source: RefSeq, a predicted model, not a curated record
AUGGCGAAGGACUGCCCUCGUGGGAAGGUUCCGAAUGUAGGUUGGAAUCAACAACAAGAUCGGGUGUUUAUUGUGAACGCCAGUGAUGCUACUAAGGCAGAUCCUUUGAUGAGAGGUAACUGUUUAUUUGGUGAGAAAAUAAUUGUUGCAUUUUAUGAUACUGGAACCUCGCAUUCGUUUAUUGCAUUUGAUAAAGUUGAGGAACUAUGGCUGAAUAUGUCAGAAUUAGCUUUCGAUUUGCAUGUGCAUUCUCCGUAUCAGACAGUUGUGACAAGAUCAGGUUGUAGGGAGUACCGGGUAUUAUUGGAUUGCUUUGAGCGAUCGAUUCGGUUUAUGUCGGAAGGAGAAGGAGGAGCAGUGAUAGCUGAGGGUGAUGAACAGAGGUUAGAUCAAAUUCUGGUAGUUAGAAAAUUUCCAGAAGUGUUCCUGGAAGAUAUUCCCGAUUUCCCUCCUCAAAGGGAGAUUGAAUUUGCCAUUACCUUGGUGCCAGGAGCCGGACCAGUCUCAAUUGCGCCGUACCGAAUGGAUCUGAUAGAACUGGUUAAACUUAAGACUCAAUUAGAAGAGCUUCUGAACAAGAGGUUGAUUCGACUGAGUGUGUGUUUAUGGAGAGCGCCAUUUUUAUUGCUGAAGAAGAAGGAUUGA